AUCUGAUCCAACCUCUUUAUUUAGAGAUCAGGAAGCUAAAGUUAAAUCACUUGCUCAAGAUGAUGAUGCUCCAGCAGUAGCAGAGCUGGGCCCUGAACAUGUCUCCUGUCUCCUGACUUGUUCUUCCCAUCAAGUCCCAUAGUGCUGCAAAAAUCUCAUCUGAUAUGUACAAGUUAAAUGCAAGAAGCCCCAUCCCCAACUGACAUUUGGUACCCCCACUGUUGGCAACUGAAGUGCAUCUCCAGGAGGGCAAAUUAAGGCUUCCCGUUCUGAAAGUAAAGUGAUACCUCCUCCCUAUGUAAACUGCCUCCACUUUGCCGGUCCCUGGAUAGAAAGAGCACGAUGCCCACCAGGAAGAGCUGAUGUUCCAGUAAGAUCCGUGUGCCGGUUGGUUGGCGGUCCUCCGUGACUUCCUCCUGUGUUCAUUACAACUGCUCCCCCACCCCACUUAAAUGCCCGGCUCAUUAGAGCUUUGGGAAACGACCACUAUAAGUGGGGCCCACCUUGAUUUCCUGGAGUCCCCAGGGGAACCAGCACUAGACGGGAUGCCAGUUCUCUGGUGCCCUGGACAAAUGUUGGAAACGCUACCAGUCCCGAUAGCUGGUGGCUGUGUAGCCCGGGCCUCUGUCCCCGUGCCCUGCAGAUGACAGGCAGGCCCGGGAGGGGAGGGGCAGGAGGCGUGUCCGCACCCCGCCUGGGGGUGCUGGAAGGCGGGGCGGGGGCGGCCUCAAAUGAAGGGUGAGUUUUCGUUUCCCCAAAGCCGAGAACUAGAACUUCCCCGGAGUCCCAGAUCUGCCCGGAGCGCCUGGCUCCCUCCUCCGAUGCAGCCGCCCCCCGACUCAACCUUCUAAGAACUGUCUCAGACGUAGAUCCCUCGGCCUCCUCACUUACACUACGGUCGCCCCUCCCAUCCCAGGUCCAUGGGUUUGGAAGCUGCCUCUUCUAGGCCCAUGGAGACACUUGUCUUCAUGGACCUGGAGGCCACAGGACUGCCCUUCUCUCAGCCAAAGGUCACGGAGCUGUGCCUGGUGGCCAUCCACAGACACGCCCUGGAGGGGCCCCAACCUGCCCCUCCCACAGGGGGCUCUUCCCAGGUGCCACUGCCACCUAGGGUGGUCGACAAGCUUUGUGUGUGUGUGGCACCGGGGAAGGCCUGCAGCUCAGCAGCCAGCAAUCUCACUGGCCUCAACACAGCCAUGCUGACUGCCCAUGGAAGGCGAAGGUUUGACCCCGGCCUCGUUGGCCUGCUGCAGGCCUUCCUUCAGAGGCAGCCACCCCCGCUCUGCCUUGUGGCCCACAACGGGGACCGCUAUGACUUCCCCCUGCUGCAGGCCGAGCUGAGCGGGGCCGGCCUAGGCACAGAUGCCCUCACAGGCGUCUUCUGUGUGGACAGCAUCGCAGCCUUGAGAGCCCUGGACCGCUCAGGCCCACCCCGAGAAUCCGGCCAAAGGAAGAGCUACAGUCUGUGUAAUGUCUACACCCGCCUAUAUGGCCAGGCCCCACCGGACACCCACACGGCUGAGGGUGACGUCCUUGCUCUGGUCAGCAUCUGCCAGGCCAGGCCCCAGCCACUGCUGCACUGGGUUGACACCCAUGCUAAACCCUUCAGCAGUGUCAAACCCAUGUAUGAAGUGGCAUCUGUGACUGAGCAGGGGGCUGCCUAUGAUACAGGGCCAAAGACUGAACUCCAGAAGCUACGGACAGCCACCAACCUGGCCACAUCAGGGGAUAGCAGCCCAGCUAUCAGGAAGAGGAGAGGUAGAUCAGAGGCUCCCUCCUCCUCCCAGGGCAGCCCUAGGACCUCUUAUUCGAACCUGUCCCAUCUGCUGGCAAUGCUGGGCCCCCUGGUCAUCCUAACCACGGCAGUAGCUCUGUACUGGGUACCCUGGUCAUCCUAACCACAUCAUUGGCUUUGGGGGGGGGGGCAGUCCAGCUGGCACUGAUGGGUCCUCCAAGGGAGGAGCUCAGGGAUAUGUUGUAAAACAGACUUAAAUAAAAAUUAGAGCACUUGCUCAGACUCCCACCACAG
Molecule: messenger RNA, 2029 nt
Organism: Dromiciops gliroides (monito del monte)
Lineage: Eukaryota; Metazoa; Chordata; Mammalia; Microbiotheria; Microbiotheriidae
Gene: TREX1
Product: three prime repair exonuclease 1
Exons: 3
Coding region: 921-1898 (325 amino acids)
Biological process (GO): DNA catabolic process
Cellular component (GO): cytoplasm
Molecular function (GO): nucleic acid binding; 3'-5'-DNA exonuclease activity
Source: RefSeq, a predicted model, not a curated record